Panicum virgatum (switchgrass) is the source of this 3024-nucleotide messenger RNA. Its product is annotated as protein RRP6-like 1. Gene Ontology annotation, biological process: TRAMP-dependent tRNA surveillance pathway; histone mRNA catabolic process; nuclear polyadenylation-dependent snRNA catabolic process. Gene Ontology annotation, molecular function: 3'-5'-RNA exonuclease activity; nucleotide binding; nucleic acid binding. Gene Ontology annotation, cellular component: nuclear exosome (RNase complex); nucleolus. The record is from RefSeq and is a predicted model, not a curated record. Bases 484 to 2670 code for a protein of 728 amino acids. NCBI's taxonomy places the organism in Eukaryota, Viridiplantae, Streptophyta, Magnoliopsida, Poales, Poaceae. The transcript is spliced from 14 exons.
CGCCGUCCCGAUCCAUAUCCCGAGGCUUCGGUCCGCCGACGCAUGAGCAAGCGAUGAACACGGCCACUCCACUCAACGCGGCAUCACGAGUAGCGGCGUCUCCCCGUCCCUGAGCAGGCUGCGGAGGCGGCCAUCAUCACGCCGACUCGCCGAGGUCUCCUUGCCGUCGGCGCCAAUAAAAGCGAGAGGAGCCCUCCCGCUCUGGAAACCGCCAGCCAGCCCGUUCCCACCCGUUUCCCCAGCUCGCCCCCCACCUCAAUUCCACCCCCGCGGCGAGGUCCGUCGCCGCGGGGCGCGCCCAACCCAAAACCCUAGCUCCGCCGACGAUCCCGAGUCCUCGUCGCCGCGCGCUGCCCGGCCUCCCGCCCGCCCGCGGCUCCUUCGCCGCUUGUCUCGGGGGGUAGGGGGCGGCACGUCCUCGCGGAUGCGCGCGGCCUGCUCGUGGACCACGACGACAUCCCGCUCGCGCGCCGCGGGUCCUCCAUGGACGGGCCCGAAGGCGUGAGGGGGAAGGAGGAGGCGGCGCCGGGCCGCGAGGCUGGCGACGCCGAGGAGGCGGGGGACGGGUUCCAGCUCGUGACGCAUGGCAAGAAGAAGAAGAGGGCCAGUGGUCAGGAGGGUGGGGGCGCUGGCUCCGGCGCCGUCCUCGGUGCCGGGUCGGUGGGGGCGUUGACCAAGGACAAGGGAGCCGCGCCGGGGACGAAGCCGAAGGUGCCCUUCCACGAUCCAAGCAUUCCCCGGCCGCAGGAUGUGUACAAAAUCAGAGUGGAUAACUACAAACCGUUCGAGCAUGUCUGGCUGGAGCGCAGCGAGGAUGGCACCCGACCUGUUCACCCGCUGGAAAAACUGCCUGUUGAACACUUCGUCGACAGAAAUGUCCCUGAAUGUGAACCAGUGAAGCCAGCUGAUAUAGAGGAUACACCAUUUACGCUGGUUGAAGAUCACAAAGGCUUGAUGGAAUUAGCUAAAAAGCUGAAGAGUGUAACUGAAUUUGCUGUAGAUUUGGAGCACAAUCAAUAUAGGUCAUUUCAGGGUUUGACCUGCUUGAUGCAGAUUUCAACCAGAAGAGAAGACUUCAUUGUGGACACUCUUAAGCUUCGCAUAUACAUCGGUCUCUACUUGCAAGAACCUUUUAAAGAUCCAACCAAGAGAAAGGUAAUGCAUGGUGUGGAUCGUGAUAUAAUGUGGCUCCAACGGGAUUUCCACAUCUAUGUAUGCAAUCUUUUUGACACAGGACAGGCUUCUAGGGUCUUACAGAUGGAGAGAAACAGCCUAGAGCACCUAUUGCUUCACUUUUGUGGAGUGACAGCAAAGAAGGAAUAUCAAAAUGCAGACUGGAGGUCGAGGCCACUUCCUGAAGAAAUGAUCAAGUAUGCUAGAGAAGAUACACACUAUCUGCUGUACAUAUAUGACUUAAUGAAACAGAGACUACAAAGGGAGUCGACACCUGAAAAUGAUCUUCUUCUAGAGGUUCAUAAGCGCAGUAAUGAAAUUUGCUUACAGUUCUAUGAAAAGGAGCUGCUGACAGAUACAUCCUAUCUCCAUAUAUAUGGGUUGCAGGAACAUGAGUUGAAUGCAAAACAGCUGGCUGUUGUUGCUGCUCUACAUGGGUGGAGAGAUCGUAUAGCUCGUCAAGAAGAUGAGAGCACUGGUUAUGUAUUACCAAAUAAGGCUUUAAUUGAGAUAGCAAAGCAGAUGCCUACAGAUAAUGGGCAUUUAAAAAGAAUAGUAAAAUCAAAAUAUCCAUUUGUUGAGAGCAGUCUCGAUGAAAUCAUAUACACCAUUUGGAAUGCGCUUGAAUAUUCUUACGCAUUUGAAGGAAUAGCUGAGCAACUAAAGAAGGAACGGUUGGAACAGUUGGCAUUGAAGAGUGUUCCGGCCAGUGAUGAAACAACUAUUUUGGAUGCUGAGAGUGAUAGGAGUAAUAUUGAUCCAGCCUGUCAGUCUUCUGUGGCUCCUUCAUCAACUGCAAAUGUCAAUGUUGCUUCUGACGGUGGGGCUGGUUUUAUGAACGAAACAGCUUUGAUCAGCAGCAUCCACCUAGAGGACAAUACUCAGACCAUAUCAUCAACUAAGAUCUUCGAGACCUUGCCAGGGCUGACCAGACCAAUUAAUAAGGAUGCCCUGAGCAAUAAUAGAUAUCAGCAGGCUACUGAAGAACUUAAGAGACCCACUUUAGGAGCUUUGGGAAAUUCAGCACCUGGAAGACAGACAGAGAAUUUUGGAGGGUUUUCAAAGGAGAAGUUUCAGGGUGGGAGCAAUGUGGACAACUUUAGAUCUUCUGUGCUUCCUUACCAGCAGUUCUCUGGUGGGAUGAAACAUUCAGCUGCUAUUGGCCCCACAGAAUCAUUUUAUCCAAAUACUGGAAUACAGAGUGACAAUGCUUGGAUUCAAUCAACUCAGAUGAAUGAAGCGAUGCAGCUGGGCAAUGCGACUUACUACACACAGUUUCCGGGGUAUAGCACUGAAGUUGUAGGGAGCCAAUAUGAACCUGAGGGCAUGCAGAUGUCCAGCUACCUGUCUGGUUUUGAGCCUGCCUUUCAAUCAGUAAGCCAAAGUCCGGGAACAGGAGUACCUCCUGGUAGAAAUAAGGAAGGAAGUUUCCAGAAUCCGAUGAGACGACAAUCUUACCCGCCUUCUGGUAACAGAUAUGAUAGACCAUACCAGUAACCGCUCUGAUGUAUAGCAGAAGUAAAGGAAAGAUGGUCACGCCACAUUGAUCCUUCCUGUGCAGAAAUUGUCUGUGUAGAGAACAAAAACUUGGGCUGUUUUAGUUGCCCUCUGAAUGCCUCCCUGGAUUUUCGGCAUCCCACUAACUCAAAGGUGAGAAACCAAACAUUGACAGUAGAUGCAGGGUAUGGGAAUUGCCAUCACAUUGGCUCAUGUAACAGGACUAACAAACAUGUGUUGUGGUUCACUGGUGAAUAUCGGCUUUGCACAAAGUGGUAUACUGUAAUACUGGUAAAGUGUAGCUCCUGAAUACAGAAGACCUUGAACACAAACAGCUUUGUUCUGUCAUUUUUC